This is a messenger RNA of Nicotiana tabacum (common tobacco), 1271 nucleotides long. RefSeq lists its product as uncharacterized. NCBI's taxonomy places the organism in Eukaryota, Viridiplantae, Streptophyta, Magnoliopsida, Solanales, Solanaceae. The record is from RefSeq and is a predicted model, not a curated record. Gene Ontology annotation, cellular component: endoplasmic reticulum.
AUGACCGUUAUAUUCAAAUUUCAAACACCCCAUAUAUCUUUUCUUCAACCAACUCCCCUCCCAAACAAACCAAGAAAACCACAAAAGAUCAGAUUUUGGGUAUUUUCAUAGGUAAAAACACCAUGAAAUUAACUCCAGUUUCAACUCCAAAGUCUUGCGUGAAAUCGUCUUUCACCGGCAUCCUCAUGGAAUCUGAAACCAAAGACAGCUAUUAUUUCCCGGGAUGUCGAAAAGAUACCAACUGCAACUGUGAAAUUUGCAUAGCCAGUUUCAAUGCGACCCUUGAUCUAAUCCCUAACAGCAUACACAAGGGCUCUAAGCCCCUUCAAUUUCCAAGAAGCCCCAUUUCUUUUGACUCGUCAACUCUUUCCACUCCCAAAUCGAGCAACACUACUUGUGCUUCUUCUUUCUCCUCCAUGUCCCCUACGCUUGAUUCCACAGCAAGAAUGAGCUUUCAUGAGAAGGUGAGGAGGAAGAAGAGAGAAUUCGGUUUUGGAGUUUUGUUGGCGAGGUUGGUUUUUGUGUGGAGUGUUGUUUUCGGGUUGGAAGUUGGGUUAUCUUGGGUGGUUUCUGGGUUCUUGCAGCCAGAAUUGUCACCUGAAAUUUUCAGGAAUUUGAGUGAAAAAUCAUGGGGUUUCAAAGAUUUUAAUGAAAGAUUGGUAUUCUUGAAGAAGGAGCUUGAAGGUCUAAUUGAUGAUGAAGAAGUGUCAAGUUGCAGCCCUCUUAAUUCUACUUGGAAAAUCAACCAGGAUGGUUUGCUUUUGACUUCGCGAUGUACAUUGUACAAGUCCAUUUCAGAAGAGUUGAGCAUUUGGGGAUGGCCUUUGCAAACAGCUGGUUUGCUCACAGCUGGAUUUUCUGUGCGUUCGUAUGCCAUAUUAUCAGGAAGACUCACCGAGUGGUCCAAUGGGGAAAUUGGUUAUUUGAUUAGAAAGUCUAACAGUUCAUGGACCCAAGGAAAGUGGAGUGCUUCUGCUGUGCAAUUGGACCCAAAUACAUGGAUUCUAGAGUACAGUCAAAGCCCUUUAACUGAAAAUGGAAAAUUGGUUUCAGCUGCAUUGGAGUUUUUGAAGUUCAGGCUGACAAGAGAAGUUCAAAAGUUGAAACAACAGUUCUGGGUGUUGUCUGCUUUCACGAGCCAGCACAGUGAUUUCACAGUAGAGAGGUUCCAAAUUCCAACCUAAAGAUGGGGUUUCUGAUGUUCUUAUGAGAAAGCAUUCUCAUCCCUUAUGAGAGCUUCUGUUUUUUUUGCUUUAUAUUUUUGGUGUUCU